AUGCACGCAUCCAAGAUCUUCGCCUCAAUUGGCCUUGUGGCUUCUGCUCAUGCCACAGUCAUCCGCUAUGAGCGCGAUCUCGAAGCCAAUGCUCCUGCUCUCGAGAAGCGAGCCGAACCGACUGCCGCUUGGGUUACUGUCGAUGAUGAGAUGCAGCCCGCGACGACAUACACUCCCUCGUAUACCACCGUCGAUGGCACCACUUCCAUGAUCGACGCUCCUCCUCACGAUCUUACCGCCACUGUCUACACCUACACCAGCUGGGGCAAGAUUCACACCAGCACUGGCGAGCCUCCCAACCCACAGGCCACCGGCAAGCAUGGCGAGGGUGUCUUUGCGCGAUGCUACAACAAGGAUGGCGAUAAUGCUCCUUUUUGCUCGCCUUACGCCAACAGCACCCUUGAUGCUAAGAAGACAUACUUUGUUACCUGGGAUCCCGAUUACUUCAACAAGACCAAGUCCUCUGAUAACUCCACUCUUAUGGUCACUGCCCGCCUCGACCUCUACAACCGUACCAGUGAAUCAUGGGUGAAGUACAAGGAGUUCACCGAUUCCGCCGUCCCCGCUGCCUGGGGCUACUGGCCUUUCGAAGCCAAGAAGGAGUACAUGAAGUACUCGCCCUACAACAUCUCCAUCACCCUCUACAGCAACAGCAACAACUCCCUCGAGAAGACCAAGUCCUCAUCUCUAUACCUCAACCUCAAUGAUGAGAACUUCCCUGAGAAGUCCCACGAGAAGUUGCCCGAGGGACAAACCCUGACCAUCGCUCUGCCUGUCGUCUUCGGCUCUCUCUUCCUCCUCAUUGUCGGUGGCUUCCUCUGGAACCGCAAGACGCGUCGUAUCGGACUCGGCAACAUCUCGAGCCGUUCUCGUCACGGUUACACUGGCCGUGCCAAGCGCCGUAUCUUUGGCGCUAGGGACAAUGGCAUCCAGCUCGAUACUUCAGUUCCUCCUCCCGGUGAAUACCGUGACGCUCCUCGGCGUGCUCGCGCCGACAGCGACGGUCUCGGCAGCUUGGCCGGUAGCCCUGUCGAUGCUACAUUCCCUCAGCAGGGCACCACAGGUGGUCGCAACGCUUUCCGCGACGAAGUGCGAAGACAGGAGGAGGAGAGACGUAUGUAA
Fusarium redolens is the source of this 1122-nucleotide messenger RNA. RefSeq lists its product as uncharacterized. The coding region runs from base 1 to 1122 and encodes 373 amino acids. Lineage: Eukaryota; Fungi; Ascomycota; Sordariomycetes; Hypocreales; Nectriaceae. The transcript is spliced from 2 exons. The record is from RefSeq and is a predicted model, not a curated record.